Dibothriocephalus latus is the source of this 255-nucleotide messenger RNA. The record is from the annotation of a GenBank genome assembly. Lineage: Eukaryota; Metazoa; Platyhelminthes; Cestoda; Diphyllobothriidea; Diphyllobothriidae.
AUGGAACAAAAAUGCAACUCUCGAGCAAGGCGGGAUGCUGCCAAGACGAGGAACGUUGACGAGGACGCAUCAGGGAGUCUGAAUCUAGUAAUUUGUGUGCCCAAGCCGGGUGUAGAACCGGUAAAAGGUGUACAUGCUCGUCGUGGCGACAUUCUUCGCAUGUGCGCGGCCGCCCUGCUUGUUGUCGCUGGAUGGACUAUUUUCAUGCAACUGCACAAACACUACAGCUUUUUCUACAAAGAUUGUGACCUCUGA